AUGGCAGAGGCAAGUAUUUCAGUAGGUCAGGACCAGUUCAUGUGUCCAGUCUGUCUGGAGCUUCUUAAGGAUCCUGUGACUAUUCCCUGUGGACACAGUUACUGUAUGGGCUGUAUUAAGGGCUGCUGGGAUCAGGAUGAUCAGAAGGGAGUCUACAGCUGCCCCCAGUGCAGACAGACCUUCACUCCUGAGCCAUAUCUAGCAAAAAACACUAUGCUGGCUGAAGUGGUGCAGAAACUAAAGAAGGCAAGACCACCUUGUCCUGCUGCUCCUCCUGCUCACUGUGACACUGGAGAUGUGGAGUGUGACUUUUGUAUUGGGAAGAAAGAAAAAGCCGUCAAGUCCUGUCUGACAUGUCUGGCUUCAUACUGUCAGACUCACCUCCAGCCUCACUAUGAAUCUCCUGCCUUCCAGAAACACACGCUGGUCAAAGCCUCCACACGACUACAGGACAAGAUUUGUCCUCAUCAUAAUGAACUGAUAAAGCUUUGGUGUCAAACUGACCAACAGUUCAUGUGUUAUCUGUGUAUGGUGGAUGAACACAGAGACCAUAAAACAGUAUCAGUGGCAGCAGAGAGGACUGAAAGAGAGAAACAGUUGGGAGAAAGUCAGAGGAAAACCCAGCAGAGAAUCCAGGACAGAGAGAAGGAGGUGCAGGAGCUGAGACAGGCUGUGGAGUCUCUGAGGCGCUCUGCACAGGCAGCAGUGGAGGACAGUGAGAGGAUCUUUACUGAACUGAUCCGCUCCAUUGAGAGAAGGCGCCGUGAGGUGACAGAGCUGAUCAGAGAUCAGGAGAAGAGUGAACUGAAUGACACUGAGGGUGUACUGAAACGACUGGAGCGGGAGAUUGCUGAUCUGAGGAGGAGAGACACUGAACUGGAGCAGCUUUCACACACAGAGGACCACAUCCAUUUCCUCCAGAGUUUUCCAUCUCUCUGUGCCCAUCCUGGAUCUACUGAUGUUCCCAGCAUCACUGUCAGUCCACACCUCUCUUUUGAGGAUGUAGGAAAAUCUGUCUCUCAGCUGAAAGAGCAACUGGAGGAUUUCUGCAAGGAGGAGCUUGAGAGACUUUCCACACAAGUUAUUAACAUCAGUAUCGUUCAUGAUCUGGCAUCCAAACCCAGAAAAGAGGAAGACUUUUUACGAUAUUCCAGUGAGUUCACACUGGAUCCCAACACAGCACAUAAACACCUCCGUCUGUCUGAGGGGAACAGAGUGGUGACAUGGAGUGACCCACCGCAGUCAUAUCCUGAUCGUCCGGAGAGAUUUAACAGUUAUCUUGCGGUGCUGUGUAGAGAGAGUGUGUCUGCACGCUGUUACUGGGAAGUGGAGUGGAGUGGGAAGUGGAGGUAUGGGGAGGGUGAGGUAUAUGGGGUGUAUGUGGCAGUGUCAUAUAAAAGCUUGGGCAGGAAGGGACUUGGUAAUGAAUGUAGGUUUGGAUAUAAUGAUCAGUCCUGGACCUUGGUCCGCUUUCUCUCCGGUUACUCAUUCAUACACAAUAAUACGAAGACUAAACUCCCCAUAGUUCCCAGUUCCUACAGAAUAGGAGUGUAUGUGGACCACAGGGCAGGAACUCUGUCCUUCUACGAGGUCUCUGACACAAUGACCCUCCUCCACAGAGUCCACACCACAUUCACUCAGCCCCUCUAUCCUGGGUAUAGUAUCUGGUCAGGGUCAAAGGUAAAGUUAUGUCACCAGCCAAAAUGA
Messenger RNA from Chanos chanos (milkfish), 1707 nucleotides. Its product is annotated as tripartite motif-containing protein 16-like. The coding region runs from base 1 to 1707 and encodes 568 amino acids. The record is from RefSeq and is a predicted model, not a curated record. NCBI's taxonomy places the organism in Eukaryota, Metazoa, Chordata, Actinopteri, Gonorynchiformes, Chanidae. Gene Ontology annotation, molecular function: protein binding; zinc ion binding. The transcript has 7 exons.